Molecule: messenger RNA, 1886 nt
Organism: Acaromyces ingoldii
Lineage: Eukaryota; Fungi; Basidiomycota; Exobasidiomycetes; Exobasidiales; Cryptobasidiaceae
Product: phosphoglycerate mutase-like protein
Exons: 4
Coding region: 94-1758 (554 amino acids)
Molecular function (GO): acid phosphatase activity
Source: RefSeq, a predicted model, not a curated record
GAGCUUUGCAGCAGUCAUAUAAAGCGAGAAGACGGACCAUUACUCAUUUGGAGUAAGUUCACCUGCCCCCUUUUCACCUCCAUCACAUCCGCCAUGUUCCGCCGGUCCCUCCUCGCCCUGGUUGCCGCUGCCAGCUUGGUGACUGCCUCGCCACUUGAGGCGCGUCAGCAGGCCACUUCGACUUCGUCCGCUACUCCGACAUCGACAUUGGCCUCCACCUCGACAUCGGCCUCCUCCAACGGCUCCUUCCCCACCGACAUUGGCUAUCCGGGCAAGGUUAAGCAGGGCCUCCAGUCGCCCUUUCUCGUCCAGGCUGACAAGAUCAACUCGACGGCGCCCAACUUGCCCCAAGCACCUGCCCCCUACGAGAGUCGGUGGAGCGCAGUUGAUGACAAGAAUGGUUCCUUCCACAUCUUCAAGAACCUGGGAAACACUUCGCCCUACUUCUCGAGCCCUCUCUUUCCCGAGACCCAAGCGAACCGUAUCCUCGCGGAUACGUGCAACAUCAGCCAGGUCCACAUUCUUCACCGACACGGUGCCCGGUUCCCCACUUCUUCGACCACUGAGGGCGCACCCUUCUUCGGUGCAUACAUUGCCAAUGUGACUGCCAACGGCACUGCCAUCAACGGGACAGGCCCCCUGACAUUCCUCAACGACUGGCAAUACGAGCUGGGCGCUGAGAUCCUGACGCGGAUCGGAACGCAACAGCUGUUUGACUCUGGCGUGCAGCACAAUCUUCUCUACGGCAAGCUGUACAACGCCUCGACCCAGGCUCACAAGCCCGUCGUCCGCACGACGAGCCAGUCACGCAUGCUUGACAGCGCCCGGUAUUUCACCCUUGGCUUCUUUGGCUGGAAUGCAUCAGAGGCUAUCAAUCUCGAAGUAAUUCUCGAGGGUGACGGCUUCAACAAUACUCUCGCCAGCUACGAUACGUGCAACAACUCUAACAUCGCGACCGUCGGCGACACUCUUCUGAGGCCUGUCUGGGACCCUAUCUACCUCAAAGAUGCCAUCCAGCGCCUCCAGCAAUACACCUCCCUCAACCUGACAACGGAACUCGUGUAUGGCAUGCAGUCGCUGUGCGCCUACGAGACGAUGGCAUUCGGCUACAGCAACUUCUGCGGACUGUUCACGAAGGAAGAGUGGCUCGGAUUUGAGUACGAUCUUGACCUUCAAUUCCAGGGCGACUACGGGUUCAUGAACCCGACUGGCAAGGCUCAGGGUAUUGGCUGGGCUCAGGAGCUCCUUGGCCGUCUGACGAACAACACGCAAAUCUCGCCCAUCACGACGCAGAAUUCGUCGCUGCUCGUCGACCCUUACUUCCCCAUCGACCAGCCUUUGUACAUGGACUUUACGCACGACGACAUCAUCGUCUCUGUCCUGACAGCGCUCAACUUUACCCAGUUUGCCGACUUCCUCGACCCAAACAAUCGCACGGAGCCCCGCAACUUUAUUUUGAGCCAGAUCACCCCCUUCGCAGCCCGGCUCGUGUUCGAAGUCAUCGAGUGCUCCAACGGCACCGCCAACGCCAACGCGACGCAGUACAUUCGUGCAAAGAUUGGCGAGGCCGUCAUUCCGUGGAGCGCCGACCAGGGCUGCGGUGGCCAGGGCGUUGUCAACUCGACGCUGUGCCCUCUCCCUGACUUUAUCCGCUACCAGCAGGAAACGGCUGUCAAGGCGGCCAGCUUUGACCAGGCCUGCUUUGGCCCCACGCCAAACGUCACUCUUGACACAAUUCCUCGCAACGGUACUAUCUAGUCACAAGACUGGCUUGCAUCUUUCUUAAUUUGCAACGUGAAAUUCGAUGAAAAAGCCCUGUCGAAUAAUGCGACACCGAUUGCACUAAAGGGACCUACGCUCUGAAGUCCGUUCUCUUCCCCAGACCA